Molecule: messenger RNA, 1602 nt
Organism: Exophiala xenobiotica
Lineage: Eukaryota; Fungi; Ascomycota; Eurotiomycetes; Chaetothyriales; Herpotrichiellaceae
Exons: 2
Coding region: 50-1345 (431 amino acids)
Source: RefSeq, a predicted model, not a curated record
CAACAACAUACGACAGAAACACUUUACAACUGAUGAGACAACUUCCGCCAUGCUAGCUGCUCGAGACCAAGAGAAUCUCGUCCACGCACGCCAUACCGCCGCAGCAGGAAAGCCGUUAAACCAGAGCGUCCGAGCCCUGCACCCUAAAACCCCAGGAAAUCUCAAAACACCGUUUCGUCCUGCAAAGAACGACGAGAACGCGACUCUUGCUUUCAAAGGCCAACAAGGGCUGAUCAAAGAUGGGCCGAGUAAAUUGGACAAGAAUGCGUUCGCUACGCCACUAGCACCACGCAACAGAGCACCAUUGGGGGCAAAGACAACCAAUGCCAAAGCCCAUGCAUUUCAGACUCCUGCUCCGGCUCCUCUGACCACCAAAACUGGCCGGACUAUACAGAAACCUUCUACUGCCCGUCGAUCGGGACGAUCCAAAAUUUCAGUGUCUCAGGCCGAACCGGUUCAGAGCGACGUACUGACCAGAAAACAAGAUGAAGAGGAUGAACCGGAUUAUGGCUACGCACCACCUCCACCUGUUGAGCUUCCAGACCCGCCGUUGGAUUUCAACCCCCAAGAUUUCCCUCCAGCUCUCACGAGAGAAGACCUCUCGAGGGACUUCGGGGAACUAUAUUGUAACUCACCAAAGGAUGAGAAUGGAAUCUCUCUGCGCCUGAAGAAGGAAGAGGCGGAUUGGCGUCGCUUUGAUGAAGAACGAAUUCAAAAGAGUUUGCAAGAGCUAGACCUGGCCCCCCUACCGACUAGUGAAGACCUCAACAGACAGGUAGAUGCCAUGAUUGCAGCAAGCUCCAAGCAGCAGAGACCACAGAUGUCAAGAGUCGACACAAUCAAAGCCAGGUCUGCAGCUGCGGCACUAUCUCAAUCUCAACCACGAUUACCCACUGCUGCCCUGAGGCCCACUCAAGCUUCGGAGCACAAGAAAAGAGGUAUCAUUCCAAUUAUGAAAUCCAAGCCUGCGUAUGCCUCACCAGCACCAUCAUCGAGCCGCAUAGCGCAUGCUGCCGUGUCGAAGAAUACUAUUGGUUUUCCAAAGGCGAGGAAACCACCUUCUAUCAUUCCGAAAAGUGGUGGAAACGAAAGAUCGGGGGCAACUGUAGCAAAGCCAGUCAAGAUUGAUCAAAGCAAGAUCCAUCCCAAGGACUUCCGCGACUUAUACGGCUCUCCGCCCGUCGAGAGUGAUAUGUGGUUUCGUCUGAAGGCAUACGAAUUGCUGGAGACGGACGGACCGGGGGACGACGACGAUCUCGUGGAUGAUUUAUUUGAGCCAGACUUCUUCCCUUUCGAAAAUUCGAAGCUGGAUGAUGAAGAUUUUCAGUUGCCAAUGCCGGAAUGAACAUCUUUUAGAGAGAUGAGAUGGCUUGGUGUCAUUAUCACUGUUUCAAAUACGACGUUACGAUUUCAUGAUAUCGAUACCCAAUCCGGAUAACAUGCGAUGCGUCGAGAACGGCACUCGCAAAAGGGGAGAAUGGCACUUCUGAAGAAGGUGUUGAGUUAGCUGUACAAGCAAUUGGCAACGAGCACUGAUGCAGCACUUUUGGGGGCACAGCCAUUCAGGGCAAUGUAAAAAAUAUCCAGUUCUGUACAUGCUUU